This is a messenger RNA of Acinonyx jubatus (cheetah), 1130 nucleotides long. Its product is annotated as olfactory receptor 5G3-like. Gene Ontology annotation, biological process: sensory perception of smell; G protein-coupled receptor signaling pathway. Gene Ontology annotation, cellular component: membrane. NCBI's taxonomy places the organism in Eukaryota, Metazoa, Chordata, Mammalia, Carnivora, Felidae. Gene Ontology annotation, molecular function: olfactory receptor activity; G protein-coupled receptor activity; odorant binding. The record is from RefSeq and is a predicted model, not a curated record. The transcript has a single exon.
UUGAAACUGACCAAUGGAACAUAAGAAUCAGACAAAAAUGACUGAAUUUCUUUUCUUGGGUCUCACAGAUAUUCUCCAAGAGCAGAUUGUCCUCUUUGUCAUGCUCUUCAUUGUCUAUCUUGUCACCCUGGGGGGUAACAUAGGGAUGAUCAUUCUCAUAUGGACUGAUCUCAGAUUCCACACUCCUAUGUACUUUUUUCUCAGCCACUUGUCCUUUGUAGAUAUUUGUUCCUCUUCUUCCAUUGCCCCCAAGAUGCUGUGUGAUAUCUUUGCAGAGAAAAAAGGUAUCUCUUUCAUGGGUUGUGCUACACAGAUGUGGUUCUCUGGUUUCUUUGUGACAACUGAAUGUUUCCUCCUGGCUUCCAUGGCAUAUGACCGGUAUAUGGCCAUCUGUAAGCCCUUGUUGUAUACACUCAUCAUGUCCUAGAGGGUCUGUGUGCAGCUGGUAGUAGGGCCUUAUGCCAUGGCUCUUCUAAGCACAAUGACCCAUACAAUUCUCACUUUUUGCUUACCCUUCUGUGGUACAAAUAUCAUCAAUCACUUCUUCUGUGACAUUUCACCACUGCUUUCCUUAGCAUGUGCAGACACUUUGAUCAAUAAAUUAGUGCUGUUCAUCUUGGCUGGAGCUGUAGUAAUGCUCAGUGGCUUGAUCAUCAUGGUCUCCUAUGUUUGCAUCCUGGCGGCCAUCUUGAAGAUGCAGACUGCUGAUGGGAGAAGGAAAGCUUUCUCCACCUGCUCUUCUCACCUGGCAGUUGUCUCCAUCCUGUAUGGGACUCUUUUCUUUAUCUAUGUUCAGCCUGGCUCAAGUCCCUCCCUGGAUAUCAAUAAAGUGAUUUCUCUGUUUUAUACCGUGGUGAUCCCCAUGUUGAACCCCCUCAUCUACAGCCUGAGGAACAAGGAGGUAAAAAAUGCACUCAGGAGGAUGUUUGAAAGGAAAAAUUCUCUAAUGGUUUUGGCAAAAUAGUACCCUGCCGUGUUGUACCAUAGAUGUCGGUGCAGGCUGUGUAGGAGAAAGAUCACUGAAGUGGAAAUCAGAAGCUGAAUGUGAAUUUGUCCACUGCCAGGUCAUAAGUGAUUUGAAAAAUGGACUAGUACUUAAAUAUUUUUUCUGCCCCAUCUUGUUGUCUGUG